Messenger RNA from Fusarium keratoplasticum, 768 nucleotides. RefSeq lists its product as uncharacterized. The record is from RefSeq and is a predicted model, not a curated record. Lineage: Eukaryota; Fungi; Ascomycota; Sordariomycetes; Hypocreales; Nectriaceae. The transcript has 2 exons. Bases 1 to 768 code for a protein of 255 amino acids.
AUGCAUCUCAUUCUCACUGGAGCCACCGGCCUGAUCGGGUCUGGUGUACUCGACGCUAUGCUCAAGAUGAAGGACAUCACCAAGAUCUCAAUCCUCAGCCGAAGACCGGUCGCCAUGGCUGAAAAUGCUCAAGACCCGAGAGUCAACGUAAUCAUUCAUACAGACUUCUUACACUACGGGCGCAAUGUGCUGAGCCAAUUGCAAGGUGCUAAUGGUGCAGUGUGGGCUCUUGGAGUCAGCCAAACCAAGGUCUCCAAGGACGAAUACAUCAAGAUUACAAAAGACUACGCCUUGGCUGGCGCCAAAGCUUUCGCCGACCUUGCUCCCAACGACGAACCUUUCCGCUUCAUCUUUGUCUCUGGACAAAGUUCAACACAGAACCCCGGGCCAUUCACGAACCGAUACGCCCGCGUCAAGGGCGAAACUGAGCUUUUGCUCUCCGAGAUGCGCAGUACCUACCCUCGUCUCAUAACAGAGGCUGUUGGACCAGGUGUCGUCAGUGAAAGAGACCAUGCCGCCAUAAAGCCAUACGUCCCCGAUCAAGGCUUCUUCCAUAACAGUGCCAGAGCUGUUCUAGGCCCUCCUGUUCGAGUGGCCUUUCCAUCGCUUGACGCUCCGACUGAGCCGCUUGGCAAGUUCUUGGUUGAAAUGGCGAUGGGAAGAUUUGACAAGCAGUUGGAUGAGGGAGGGAGCGAUAUCACCACACUGAAGGGCGGCACGAGGGUUCUCAAAAACCCAGCCUUUCUGAGGCUAGCAGGAUUGUUAUAA